Camellia sinensis is the source of this 501-nucleotide messenger RNA. The record is from RefSeq and is a predicted model, not a curated record. Lineage: Eukaryota; Viridiplantae; Streptophyta; Magnoliopsida; Ericales; Theaceae.
AUGAACCUACGGGGGCGAGCAAAUCCACUGUUACCAGAGCCCUAUUUUGGUAAUCUGAGUCGUUUUGCUAUAUUUGUACCAUCCAUAGACUCUAAUGGAAAUGAGGGUUGUCGUUUUAUUAAUCAAAUGAGGGAAGCGAUAAAGAAAAUCGACAGUAAUUAUGUCAAAAAUGUACAAGAGGGAGGCAAUGUGAUUGAAAUGUUGAGCUCUAGCAAUGUGGAUUCUAGCAAAUUAGAGAAUAAUUCUCUCGUCUUUGCGAGUAAUUUCUUGUUCCCACUAUACGAAGUAGAUUUUGGGUGGGGAAAAUCGAUAUGGGUGAGUUUCGCUACGUUACCGUUCAAGAAUUCUAUUAAUUUUCUACCUAGGAGAGCAGGUGUUGGCAUUGAAGCUUGGUUUUUCAUGAAAGAGGAUGAGUUGGCCAAACUUGAAGCCGACAAAGAGUUCCUCGCAUUUGUUUGUCCGACCUUGGGUGCACAAGAUUUGCUUCCCAGCUCCCUGUAG